Molecule: messenger RNA, 1028 nt
Organism: Priapulus caudatus
Lineage: Eukaryota; Metazoa; Priapulida; Priapulimorpha; Priapulimorphida; Priapulidae
Product: intraflagellar transport protein 27 homolog
Exons: 7
Coding region: 1-591 (196 amino acids)
Cellular component (GO): Golgi apparatus
Molecular function (GO): GTPase activity; GTP binding
Source: RefSeq, a predicted model, not a curated record
AUGGCGGCCAAACAACUCAAUGCCCGGGCAAAGGGCCAGCGUAAGCUGUACAGCGGCCAGCGGCAACGUGACGCAACUGUCGGAAAGACUAGUCUUGUUCAAGUAUUAAAAAAUGAUCAGUGUCCCAAGACCUACACGAUGACUGUAGGAGCGGAUCUGGUUGUAAAAUCUAUCCACAUUCCGCAGACGUCUGACGUGGUCGAGUUAUACAUACACGACUGUGCUGGCAAGGAGAUGUUUAUUGACCAAAUUGAUGAAUAUAUAAAACAGCCAUCCCUCGUGUGUUUAGUCUACGAUGUAACGAAUGAAGUCUCACUGGCUAGCUGUGAAAAGUGGCUACAGAAAGUUCGAUCACAAAAACCGGAAAUAUCAGUAUUAGUCACUUUAAUUGCGAACAAGUCAGACCUGACAGAGAGCAGGGUGGUGUCCCAAAAAGAAGGGCAAGCAUUUGCAGAGAAAAACAACAUGAAGUACUUUGAAUGCUCUGCGAAGGACUCUAAAUGUGUUGAGGCGGCCUUUGGGACAUUGGCAAACUCUUUUCAUCACACGUACUUGGAGAAGACGGAAUUCUUCAAGUCACUUCACGCAUAGAAAGUGGUGUGUUGUGCACUAUUACUAUCGUCUGUUUGUGCUAUUUUCAUUCCUUAACGAUUUUUUUUUAAUAUUUAACUUUAAUUAAGUCCUUUUCAUUAGUAUUUGUAUCAUAUGACACACUGAAGUUUGCAACUAAUUAAAAAUUAUAAUAUUAUAAAUGCUAGCAAAAAUGGAAGCAAAUAUCACUUUAGCAGAAAAAAGUAUUAUGUAACCUUCACUAGGUUAUAUCAUACAAAUACUAGGAACUAAGCAGAUUGUAUUUUUCUUCACAAAUCUUUUAAAUGUGCAUAAUUUAUAUUUACUAGUACAAUACACUGUUGUCUAUGCAAUAAUUAUGGUCGUGUAUGACCUGUGGUAUUUUACAAUUAGUGCAGUGUGACAUUGAUGUAAACUCGUAGUAAUGAUAUUUUUGUGUGAAUAAUUAUACUAUUAUU